AUGCUAACUACUUUCUCCCAGGUGAGAGACCGAGUUGACCACCGGCGCGGUUUGGUAUGGCGCCUCACAUGUGACCGGCAUGUCGAAGCUGUUCUUAUCGCUCUCUGCAUGGCAAAAUCGGUAAUUCCAUGCGAUGGAUGUGCCCAAGGAUUUGGUCCUUUCGAGAUCUGCGACGCGGACCCAAACGUCGCCGAGGGAGCGUGUUGUAACUGCCAUUAUUAUGGCAGCACUUGCAGUCUCAGCCGAAGAAGUAUUCGUCGCAAUCCAAAUCUGGAUCAUGCCUGUCAAGAGAAGGACAAGUCAUCUAAGAGACCCAUGCACCAGAGAUCCAAGUCCUCGGAGAUCGCACAGCAUUCGUGCUGGGGCGAUUCAGAAGAGGACGAUGAGGAAUACGAGGGCCCACCCCAAAAGCUCCGUAUCCUUGAUUCUGCCUCCUCACAAACUCAGCUCGAACCAGUGGCUAAUCACGCCAGGGAGGAGGUUAUCACGAUCAACUCCAGCCCUAUUGCUUCAAACGUGUCGCUCCCCCAGCAAGCUCACCUUGCAUCUCGGGAGAAGCAACGCGGAGAGGACCAGGGGGGUCGUAGACAUCCCCAAGGAAUGAGCCAUCAAGUGGCAGCAAGAGAACUCGAAGACCAGCGAAGCGGCCUGCAGGGUCUCCCUGCUUCACAAAACCCGGGCGAGUGCUCGGGAUCUCAAGCAUCGUCAACCGUGGGAUUUGGUUCCGGUCCUGCCAACUCGUACAGCCAAGGCAGAGGCUAG
Molecule: messenger RNA, 762 nt
Organism: Thyridium curvatum
Lineage: Eukaryota; Fungi; Ascomycota; Sordariomycetes; Thyridiales; Thyridiaceae
Exons: 1
Coding region: 1-762 (253 amino acids)
Source: RefSeq, a predicted model, not a curated record